Penicillium waksmanii is the source of this 1074-nucleotide messenger RNA. RefSeq lists its product as uncharacterized. NCBI's taxonomy places the organism in Eukaryota, Fungi, Ascomycota, Eurotiomycetes, Eurotiales, Aspergillaceae. Gene Ontology annotation, cellular component: cytoplasm. Bases 1 to 1074 code for a protein of 357 amino acids. Gene Ontology annotation, molecular function: ethanolamine kinase activity; choline kinase activity. The record is from RefSeq and is a predicted model, not a curated record. Gene Ontology annotation, biological process: phosphatidylethanolamine biosynthetic process; phosphatidylcholine biosynthetic process. The transcript has 2 exons.
AUGGCCACAUUGACCCCCGUUGCUGUGACUCUUCCGAAGGACAAAGUACCGACUAAAAAGAACGUUAGAGACAUUAUCGGCACAUUCCUGACGGAAGAAUGGCCAUCUGUAGAUCCAGAGACUCUUACGGUGUCAUACCAUGCAUCUUUCGCCAACGCCCACUGUCCCGUGGAGCGGCCGAAACCCGCGACUGGCACACCUACUGACACCUUGAAGGUGUUCAUCAAAUUCCACACCGACGCCGGGGGAUCCCUCGAAAUCUUCAAGCCUCUAGCACCAACCAGACAUGAGGAAGCACUUUUCUCCUACGAGUACGGCCGAACUGGGCUGGGAGCGAAAGUCUAUGGCUUCUUCGAGACACAAGAUGGCACACUUGGAAGAGUCGAGGAGUUCCUGGAUGCACGUAACAUGGAACCGGAGGAUGUUGAGAAUUCGGUUAUCCGAGCGGAUGUUGCUAAAGGACUCGCACGAUUCCAUGUCCUGGAGACGUCACUGGAGAAAAAGACGGUGGAAUCAUAUUAUGAAGCCGUUAUCAAUGGAUUGGGGGGGUUACCACAAGAUGGACAAGUUGAAGGCACUUGGGGGAAAAGGAGGCGAGGAAAGACAGGAUGGUGUAUUCAUGACGUUCAAUUCAUGAACGUGAUGGUGAAAAAUGAUGCGAAAAAAUUGGAGAGCAAAGUCACACUCAUUGACUUUGAGUUUGUGAUGCAGAACUACCGGGCAUUUGACAUCGGUGGGCACUUCAUGCAAAAGAUGUUCAAAUGGUUUGACGAGGAGAACAGAAUAGCAAGUUGCAGGAAAUAUACCGAGGAGGAGAAGAGACAUUUCUGUGACGAAUAUGCCAGGCAGUGGAACAAAUUGACCGGGGAUACAGAUACUGGGGAUCAGGUGUUCCAGGAAUCCGAAUAUGGAUACCUGUUGGCCAUCACAUUUGAUAUUCAUAACAUGCUUUGCUUUAUGGAUGCCCAAGGCGACAAAGACCCCUUGAAUCUGCUUGGGCUAAACAAGCUGUUCGAUGAGUUUGUGGCUCAGUAUUCUAAGCUUAAUUUACAACUAGAAUAUAGGGACCUGUGA